This is a messenger RNA of Microdochium trichocladiopsis, 357 nucleotides long. RefSeq lists its product as uncharacterized. The transcript has a single exon. The coding region runs from base 15 to 191 and encodes 58 amino acids. NCBI's taxonomy places the organism in Eukaryota, Fungi, Ascomycota, Sordariomycetes, Xylariales, Microdochiaceae. The record is from RefSeq and is a predicted model, not a curated record.
CGACGGUUCUGGGGAUGCCAAGACACCGUCUUAUAUAUACAGGUUGGGGAGAGGAUUCACUAGUGGCUGGUUUGCUGUGCCGCGUGGCUCCUGCAAAAAGCCCCACGGAGCUGUGUCACACACACACACAGGUGAUGGUUUACUGCGAUGUCUGUUCCCGGGCCACGCAAGCACGGACUUUGCGACAGUAAUUGUUGCUGGUCCAUUUGUCCCUCCCCCUGCCUGGGCGAUUUCUGCAAAACCGUGCGAGAUAGCAAAGUCGACAGGCCCUGGGACAAUGGUCGGCCCUUGAACUCCACAAUAAAGCUUGUUCUCUGGGGCGGGCGUGGCGCGCGCCGAUCCGACUUACUACGCCCC